AUGGCAAAUCUGGCUCUACUGAUAUUCCUAGUGGUACUGCUCACUCAGGUGGUAGCAUGGGUAGGACAAACAGUAUUACAAGAUAUCGCAUUCUCGAUAUACUCUAGAAUAGCUCUAUCCAAAUCAUCGAAAGAACAAUCAACCCUGCGUAAACAGAUCUUACAGGAUAAGGCAGAGUUGGGUAAAACUUCAUCUCAGGACGAGUUUGCUAAAUGGGCAAAAAUCAGGAGGAGGUUGGAUAAAGGUUUGGCAGAUCUGGAAAAGCUAAACAACACGAUAAACACCUCGAAAUCAUCAUUCGCAACCAAAUUCAAAUCGUUCAUAUGGAUCAUCACCUCCGGAUCUAAAUUAAUUUUGGUCUGGUGGUAUAGGAAACAGCCUGUGUUUUGGUUACCUCAAGGAUGGGUGCCGUACCCCGUAGCUUGGUUGAUUAGUUUCCCAAGUGCUCCAAUAGGCUCAGUAUCUUCCGGUGCAUGGUCCGCGAUAUGUACUAGAGUCUUGGUCUCUCUCGAGGAAAUUGUGAAAGCCUUGUUUGAACCUUCUACACCAGCUGGACCUAUACCCACUGCUCCUUUCCCUUCAGCAAGUGAAAAACAAGAAGCGAAGAUUGAACCUAUCACUUUGGAACAUGAGAAGUUGGAUUAA
Kwoniella botswanensis is the source of this 645-nucleotide messenger RNA. RefSeq lists its product as uncharacterized. Gene Ontology annotation, molecular function: protein-membrane adaptor activity. The transcript is spliced from 5 exons. Gene Ontology annotation, cellular component: GET complex. Lineage: Eukaryota; Fungi; Basidiomycota; Tremellomycetes; Tremellales; Cryptococcaceae. The coding region runs from base 1 to 645 and encodes 214 amino acids. The record is from RefSeq and is a predicted model, not a curated record. Gene Ontology annotation, biological process: tail-anchored membrane protein insertion into ER membrane.